AAGCGCAUUCAAAGGCACAUCGCUUUCUUUUACAGCCAUAUUUCCUCGCCUGCUUUGGAGACACCGAAAAGGUGCAGUUUCAAGGUCUGUAGAACACUACUAAGAUGCCCUCUGCAGAAGUCAACUCUCCACUCCAGCUGAUGAGGAGCAUCAAAGAAGAGACAGAGGAGUUCAGCUUAGCUGACUCUCCAUCCCAGCUAAACAUAAAAGAAGAGGGAGAAGAAUUCCCUGGUUCUCAAGAACAGCUGGAGAUAAAAGAAGAGAGAGGAGAGUUUCCUGGUUCUCCAGAACAGCUGGAGAUAAAAGAAGAGACAGAGCAGUUCCCUGGUUCUCCACCUCAGCUGAGGAGCGUAAAAGAGGACAGCGAGGAGACCCUGCGUUCUCUGUACAGUCUGAGGAGGGUAUCUGUAGUGCUGGUGGACUGCUGUAGACCACAAGGACGGCAGGAGAACAAUGAAGAGAACCACAGAGAUGCCGAGGCAAGGAAGAGAUCUGUCCCAGGAGGACAGACCAGACUCAUACGAGAGCUGCAGGCGUCCUCUAGGAAGAAGACUGGGGAGGGACAAUCGGGAAACAGCGAAUCCGGAGAUAGUGAAUUGGAAGGCAGCCAAUGGGAGGAGAGCGAAUGGGAGGGACAAUCGGGAAACAGCGAAUCGGAGGAGAGCCAACCGGAGGAGAGCGAAUGGGAGCAGAGCGAGUCUGAGAGCGAAUCUGGAGAGAGACAAUCUGGUCGUCCCAAUGGCCAUCAGAGAAUUCCCCAAAAGCUUCGGGGCCCCCAGAGUACCGUGCGAGCAGCCGAGAAGCAAGACCUCCAGACGUGCUCUGGGGAAACUGGGAAUAGCCAAUCCGGGAAGAGCCGGUCUGGUCGUGGCGUUCCCAUUGGCCAUCAGGGGAGUCCCGAAAAGCUUCCGGUUCACCAGGGUUCCGUCCGUACAGCCGACAAGACGACGACGACGACGACAACGAUGUCUUGCGGAAACGGAAAUGGCUUCUCUCAGCCCCACGAGAACGACCACACUGAGAAGAAUACGACGACGCUCUCCUCUCAGUCUGGAACCCUCAAACCCCAGGAGAAUGUUCAGAACGCUGAGAAGAAUAGGAAGUUGGUGCGUUGUAAGCACUGCAGCCGACUGUAUGAAUCGGAGAGCGCCCUGAUGAAGCAUGAAGCGAACCACGAAGACAAGAUCUACCCCUGUUCACAGUGUGGCCGCGUCUUCACCCGAGCACAUGUACUCAAGAACCACAUGGCGGUCCACACCGGUGUGAGGGCGUUCCCCUGCACUGACUGCGGCAAAAAAUUCAAGACAAAUUCAGCCCUCUAUAUCCACAGGCGCACCCACACAGGAGAGAAGCCGUACUCUUGCAGCCAGUGUGACAAGCGCUUCGCUCGAUCGCAUCACCUGACGUCUCACCUGGCCGUGCACUCUACAGAGAGACCGUUCUGCUGCUCUCUAUGUGGCAAGACGUUUACUCGAGCCGUCACCUUCAGAAACCACCAGCGCCUUCACACACGGGAGAAGAAAUCCCACCAGCGUGUCCACAAAAGGGCGAAGAGAGACCAUCAACGUGUUCACACAGGGGAGAAGCCAGACCCGCAGGCUCCCUCUGGGAAGAAGACUGGGAAGAGAGAGACCAAACUGAAGCGCAACCUCCAGGUGUCCUCAGGAAACACCGGAGAGGGCCCAUCGUCUGACCACGGCAUUCCCAAUGAGCCUCAGGGGACUCCUGGCCAUGGCAUUCCCGAUGAGCAUCAGAGAAGUCCUGAAAAGGACGCGCAGAACAUUCACCAAUUCUCUGGGAGGAAGACAGCCGGGAAGAGACACUCUGGCCCCCCUGACAUUCCCAAUCCCAAGGAACAUCAGAGAAGUCCCAAGAAGCUUCAGGACCUGCAGGCGUCGUCUAGGGAGACUGGGAACAACCAAUCCCGGAAGAGACAAUCCAGCAACAGCCAAUCGGAGGAGAGCCAAUCGGAGGAGAGCCAAUCGGUGGGGAGCCAAUCUGGCCUUGGCAUCCCCAGUGAUCACCAGGGGAUUCCUGAAAAGCUUCAGGUCCACCAGCGUACUGUGCAGACGGGCCAGAAGACAAUGUUGAGGAGCGUAUCAGUAGUGUUGGUGGAUGCAGCCAAGACGCAAGACCUGCAGGUCUAUUCUGGGAAGAGAGAGUCACAUGGCCGUCACAUACCUAACGGACAUCAGACAAGUCCUAAAGAGCUUCAGGACAUUCAGACUGGCCUUGGUGUUCCCAAUAGAUAUCAGCAGGAGAUAAUUCCUGAAAAGUUUCAGGUGCACCAGCACCAGCGUACUGUGCAGACAGGCGAGAAGAUGGCGAGCAGUUUCAACUCCAGCAGUCUGAGGGAAGAUGGUGCACAUUUUCUGCCCAAGCUGAGGAGGGCAGCAUCAGUAGUGUUGGUGGACACAGCCGAGAAGCAAGACCUGCAGGCGUACUCUGGAAAGACGACUGCAGGGCAGAGACAGUCUGGCCGUCGCAUUCCCAAUGAACAUCAGAGAAGUCCGUCGACCAACGACCGUCAGGGGAUUCCCAAAAAUCUUCAGCAGGUCCGCCAGCGUACUGUGACGACGAACUCCAGCUCCAGCUCCAGCUCCAGUGGUCUGAGAAAAGAUGGAACAUCUUCUCUGCCCAAGUUGAGGAGCGUAUCAGUAGUGUUGAUGGACUGCUGUACUGCACAAGGAGACGUGCAGAUGUACUCUACAGAGAGUAGGGAGGGACAGACCGGGAACAACCAAUCCGUGGCCAGCCAGUCUGACCGCGGCGUACCCAGUGAGCAUCAGGUUAUUCCCGAAAAGCUUCAGGUGUACCAGCAGUGCACUGUGCACACAGGCGAGAAGAUGUUGAGGAGCAUGUCAGUAGUGCUGGUGGACUGCUGUACAGCACAAGGAGGACAGACUAAAUUUAAACUCAAACGAGACCUUCAGAUGUCCACUGGGGAGAAGAAGAGCCAGUCCGGAGAGAGCGAGUCCGGAGAGAGCCAGUACGGAGAGAGUGAAUCCGGGAACAGCCAAUCCGGGAACAGCCAAUCCGGGAAGAGUCAGUCUGGCCGGGGCUUUCUAAAGGAACAUCAGGGGAUUCCCAAAAAGCUUCAUACGGAACCGGGGGCAUUCUCGUGCACUGACUGUGGAAAAAGCUUCAGGACAAGAAAGUACCUGGCAGUCCACCGGAGCAUUCACACAGGCGAGAAAGCAUACUCGUGCUCACGUGGUGGACAGAGCUUCUCGCAGCGCGGUAACUUCGUAAAACACAGCCGCAGUCACACUGCAGAAAAGCCCUAUGAUUGUUCUCUGUGUGGUCGAAGCUUUAAGACAAAACAACAUCUCCAAAGACACCAUCGUGUUCACACAGGAGAGAAACCAUUUUCAUGCACUGACUGUGGGAAAACUUUCUCACAGCCGGGUAACCUCUCCACACAUCGUCUUACUCACACUAGAAAAAGGCCGUACCCUUGCAGUCAGUGUGACAAGAGCUUUAAGGCAAAACAAACACUCCAAAUCCACCAGCGUGUUCACACAGGGGAGAAACCAUACUCUUGUAAAGUCUGCGGAAAGAGUUUCUCACAAUCCUGUAGCCUCCACGAACACCGCCGCACACACACUGGAGAGAGGCGCUACUGCUGCAAGCACUGCAGCAAACGAUUCACGUCAGAGAGCGACAGGACAGCGCAUGAAGAGACGGCGCACGGAGCGAAGACCUACCCCUGCUCACAGUGUGGCAACGUUUACACCCGAGCCGACACCCUCAAGAACCACAUGGCCAUCCACACAGGAGUGAGGCCAUACGCCUGCCUGGAGUGUGGCAAGACGUUCACCUCAUCGUCAAACUUCGCGACCCACAGGCGCACUCACACGGGAGAGAGGCCGUAUGCUUGCAGCCAGUGUGACAAGUGUUUCGCUCGAAAGCAUCACCUGACGUCUCACCAGCUCGUGCACUCCGGAGAGAGGCCUUUCUGCUGUUCGGUUUGUGGCAAGACGUUUAAUCGGGCGUUCUGUUUCAGAAACCACCAGCGUGUCCACACUGGGGAAAGGCCCUAUCCUUGCUCCGAGUGUGACAAGAGCUUUGCUCUCCUUGGAGAUCUUAAAACACAUAAACGGAUUCACACUGGAGAAAAGCCUUUUCAGUGUACGCACUGUGGCAGGCGUUUCACGCAGAGAGUCGCACUGAAGUACCAUGUGAUGAGUCAACACAUGGCAGCCAACUGAAAAGUCAGCACACUUGACUAUUGAGUAUCGAAUUAUAUCACAAAACAUACAUUUAUUAGUAGAGAUGCACCGGAUCCUGAUUUUUAGGAUCCUGCCGGAUACCGGAUCCACUGCUUAAGAUCCUGCCGGAUCUGGAACCGGAUAUCGGAUCCUACGAAAGGGUUGAAACACAUAGCCAACUCGCACACGUGGGCCUUUUUUAUUACGUUGGCGCAAACUAUUUUUAAGACUCAUUGGCUUACUGCCACACUGCCUUCAACGACCGCUUCCAAAGGGCUUUCACUCCAUGCAGCGAUUGGGGUUGUGAAAGACUGACUGAAAAGCCUAGGCUACAUAAAAAGUAGAGAUUCCUCAGAUGCUGAUUUUUAGGUAACUUAGUUUAGUUAGUAGAUGAGUAUUAGUAUUGCACAGAGUAGCCAUCUGUGUUUGGAGGUUCCAUUCCAAGAACAUUGUUAAGUGAUACACCAGCUGCAAGAAGUGGUUCAUCUGCUAAUAGAUAGCCCACAUGUGUCAAUUAGUUAAAUGUACACUGUGCAGAAAAUGGUCAAAAAAGGUACUGCAACUAUGUUGCUUAUUGAAAUUGGGCUGCCUAUUGCCAAAUUUGAUCUUUACAUGAAAGUUUACUAAGUACUUAACAAAUAUUUUCUAGUAUGGUCCAAGUACAGUCAUUUUUGCAGCUAAA
This is a messenger RNA of Engraulis encrasicolus (European anchovy), 4893 nucleotides long. RefSeq lists its product as uncharacterized. Gene Ontology annotation, biological process: regulation of transcription by RNA polymerase II. Gene Ontology annotation, molecular function: DNA-binding transcription factor activity; RNA polymerase II cis-regulatory region sequence-specific DNA binding. The record is from RefSeq and is a predicted model, not a curated record. The transcript is spliced from 7 exons. The coding region runs from base 105 to 4211 and encodes 1368 amino acids. Gene Ontology annotation, cellular component: nucleus. NCBI's taxonomy places the organism in Eukaryota, Metazoa, Chordata, Actinopteri, Clupeiformes, Engraulidae.